This is a messenger RNA of Coccinella septempunctata (seven-spotted ladybird), 1123 nucleotides long. RefSeq lists its product as uncharacterized. Lineage: Eukaryota; Metazoa; Arthropoda; Insecta; Coleoptera; Coccinellidae. Gene Ontology annotation, biological process: regulation of transcription by RNA polymerase II. The coding region runs from base 303 to 1043 and encodes 246 amino acids. The record is from RefSeq and is a predicted model, not a curated record. Gene Ontology annotation, molecular function: DNA binding. Gene Ontology annotation, cellular component: transcription regulator complex; nucleus. The transcript has 2 exons.
UCGGUUCAUAUUAUCCGUUCAGCUCGGUUCAGUUCAGCUCAGCCAAAAUAUCUUUCAAUGUGUUUUAUAUGGACUAAUUCAUACUAUCCGUCUCCGACCCUUCAGCACCUAUCGGCACGCUUACGGCCGUCCGACGAUAUUCUUCCAGAGAAUAUUUUGCGGAUGGACUGAAGGGCGUGGUUAGACUGAACGAGACUGAACGUGUAAUAUGAAUAUGCAACCGCUCAGUUCCGAUCAGUCAAUCAGGUUUGCAGUAGUUUGAAUCACUAUAUUUCACGUAUUUCAAACGUAAAAAAAAUAAAAUGGAUUUGGAAAAACUGAUCAGUUUGGUGCGUGAACACGAUAUUUUGUACAAUUUCAAUAAUAGACAGUACAGUGACGCAAAUGAAAAGGAGAAAAUUUGGAGGAACAUUGCAGUAAAAUUGAACGAAAAUGCUAAAGAAUGCAAAAAGCAAUGGAAUUCCUUGAGGGACGGUUAUAGAAAAAAUAAAAGAAAAAGGAUGACAAAAAGUGGUCAGGCUGCAAUACCUUUGAAAAAGUGGAAGUUCGAAGAAGAAAUGAAUUUUCUAGAUCCUUAUAUUCAGGAUAGAAAGACAUUUUCCUCAAUAGAAAUUUCUGAAACUGAGGCCGAUCCUGAAACAGACGUCGACGAGAUUUCCCAAAUUGAAGAAGGUGCAUCAACAAGUAAUGACUCUGUUACUCCAAAAAGGAGGAAAAAAGAGAAAGCUUCAGCUUCUUCCAUGGUUAUGGAUUAUUUGUUAAAAAAUAAACAAGAAGAAAAGGACGAUGUCGAUGCAUUCUUCCAUGGAUUGGCACAGACCGUGAAAAAGAUGUCACCAUACUAUCGAGCCAUUACAAAAGCUCGUGUUGGCUCAGUGGUUGGAGAGAUGGAAAUCCAAUCCAUCAUCAAUCCUAAUCCACCUGUGGCAAGAACGAAUGAUGAACUAAAUUUUUCAAAUUCAUUCACCCCAAUAACUUCGCCUGAUGGACCAAAUAUGAAUCAAAGCUAUUAUGACUAUAAUCCUUAUCCUCCUAGUCGAUAAGAAUGAUAUGAUUUUUUGAAUUGAUUUCAUUUAUGUUUCUCUUAUUUUUUAUAUAUUUACAGUUGGUAUUCAUGUUUUAU